GUUGAUAAUAGAGUUGAAAUUAUUACAGGUUACAGGGUUCAUCAUUCUCGUCAUUUGCUUCCUGUCAAAGGUGGAAUAAGAUUUUCACCGGAAGUUGAAGAACAGGAAGUUACAGCAUUGGCAGCAUUAAUGACUUAUAAAUGUGCUAUUGUCGAUGUCCCGUUUGGAGGUGCUAAAGGUGGCAUUUCUGUUGAUCCAGGCAAAUAUACUGCUGCGCAAUUAGAGAGAAUUACACGUAGAUACACCGUCGAACUAUGUCAAAAGGCGUUCAUCGGUCCGGGUAUAGACGUACCAGCACCAGAUGUAGGCACAGGUGCCCGCGAAAUGUCUUGGAUAAUGGAUACUUAUCGGCAAUUUCAUCCUAAUCAGGUGGAUUCUAUUGGUUGUGUUACUGGAAAACCAAUAUCACUUGGUGGAGUUCGCGGAAGGAAUGAAGCUACCGGACUGGGUGUUUAUUAUGGAAUUCGUGAAUUCAUUUCGUAUCCAGAAGUACAAAAACAUACUGGGUUAAGUGGAAAUGUUAAGGAUUUAAGGAUUGUCAUACAAGGGUUCGGAAAAGUCGGAUAUUGGGCGGCUAAGUUUUUUGAAAAAAAUGGGGCCAAGGUUAUCGGUAUUGGCGAGAAAGAGUGUGGA
This is a messenger RNA of Racocetra persica, 633 nucleotides long. The record is from the annotation of a GenBank genome assembly. NCBI's taxonomy places the organism in Eukaryota, Fungi, Glomeromycota, Glomeromycetes, Diversisporales, Gigasporaceae.